AUGCUAAGUGCUGUGUACGGCACCCUCUUAACCCCCUCUAUGGUUUCCAAGUGGAGUGAAGAUGAGGAUGGGAAGUGCAAGCUAUGUGAGGAGAGGAUGGGCAACAUUCAGCACAUUUUGGCUGGGUGUAAGGUGGCCCUUAGUCAAGGAAUGUAUAGAUGGCGGCACGACAAGGUUCUGAAGCAGAUCUCUGAACAGGUUGUCUUCCAUUGUGAUCGCCGAGUGAACAAGGCCGGCGAUGGAAGACAGUUCAUUGAUUUUGUUCCUGCUGGGAGGAGGAAAGCAGAGCGGAUCGCUGAAUCGCACGAGUACAAACUCUACCGAUACAGCGGUCUGCAGGCUGAGAUUCAGGCGAAAGGUUGGUGCUGUUAUAAUGCCGCAGUCGAAGUUGGAGCUAGGGGAGUGGUGGCGCAGAGUUUGGAGAGAGCUGCGAGGAGGAUUGGUUUUAGGGGAAGAGAGCUGAAGAAGCUGGUACGGGACAGUAGGAAAGAGGCAGCCCACUGUUCCAGAUGGAUCUACUUGUUGUCGGGGAGGAAAGAGUGGGAGUUCCGGAAGGUUGGAGCUUGA
Molecule: messenger RNA, 567 nt
Organism: Bolinopsis microptera
Lineage: Eukaryota; Metazoa; Ctenophora; Tentaculata; Lobata; Bolinopsidae
Exons: 2
Coding region: 1-567 (188 amino acids)
Source: RefSeq, a predicted model, not a curated record